Maylandia zebra (zebra mbuna) is the source of this 1405-nucleotide messenger RNA. RefSeq names its product myelin-associated glycoprotein. Lineage: Eukaryota; Metazoa; Chordata; Actinopteri; Cichliformes; Cichlidae. The record is from RefSeq and is a predicted model, not a curated record.
GGCAUUGCGGUGGUCUUUGUGUUUGUUCUUCAUGUGCAUUUGCUUUAAAGUUACCCCAACAGAAGCUUCAUCUUGGAGCGCCACUGUGCCAUCCUCAGUGAAAGGUCUUCUUGGCGCAUGUGUGGUGAUCCCCUGCUCUUAUAACUACCCAGAUCCACAAAUCAGUACCACAAGCUUUACAGGCAUUUGGUAUAAUAACAAUAAUCAAGUCAUCUGUCAUUCGGAUAAGUCUCAAACUUCGGGUCAGUUUCGGAAUAGGACAAAGCUGCUGGGAGACCUCAGCAAGAAGAACUGUUCUCUGAUGAUUGAUGAUCUUCAACAAAGUGAUGUGGGGCCUUUAUAUUUCCGGAUUGAAAUUAAAGGUUAUGACCAGUACUCCUACAAAAAUAACAAAGUCUCUGUUUCAGUCAGUCAACCUGUUUUCUCUGUGCAAGAGGUAAAGGAGGGUGAGAAUGUGUCUGCAUCCUGCUCUGUGUUUCACUCCUGCCCCACAUAUCCACCUUCUUUCAUCUGGAGUCACUCUGGAGAGCAGCAUGAUCAAACACAGCAGCUUCAUGAAGGCCAGUGGAAUUCAACAUCUACUCUGACCUUUCGCCCAAACCACUCUGAUCACAACAAGCCUUUAAAAUGCAACAUAACAUACCAUCGAGGGCUGCACCUGGAAACAUCUAAGAUACUUCAAGUAAGAUUUCUCACAGAUGGCCCUGACAUCAAGCCUUCCUCAAAGUGCUCCUCCGAGGACGGCGUGGUAAAGUGUGAGUGCAUCGUAGAGUCCGAGCCUCCCAGCAUGGUCUAUUUUAUUCUUGGUGACAGAGUCAUGCAAAGCAGCAAAGCAGAGAAAAAUGGCUCUGUUACUAUUGAGACUCUGCAGACAGACUUUGGGUCUUUCAGGUUUGUGCACUGCCUGGCAAACAACAUGCUGGGAUAUGACAACAUCUUGCUCUCUUUACCUGUUAAUGACAACAUGCAGAAUAUUCUUAUCUCGACCGGAGCAGGUGUGAUUUUGCUGAUUAUUUUGAUAGGAAGUGGAGUGGGAGUUGUUAAAAAAUGUAGGGGGAGAUCAAGAGACACAACAACCACUAACCUGAGCACCAUGAUGUCAGACAGACCUGUGGAGCUCCCUCAUAGUGCCCCACCGAAAAGGAAAAUGAGCCGUAAGGAUAUCCCUUCCCCUGACAUGUACACCAAUUAUCCUGUCUAUAGCAACACUGACUGGGAUGAGUCAAUAUAUGCCAAUGUGUAGCGUGUGGAAGACCAGCUGGAGUCCAUGUUUAUGUCCUCUGAUAUACGAGUUAAGAAUGAGUCAAGGUUUUUUUCCCAAUCUCAUUCAGUUUUCAAUGUUUAUCACUUAUAUCUGUCAUAUAUAAUUCACAUUUUAUUUGCAGAAUACAAUAAGUAAAUAUUA